AUGUUUUACGCUUUAUCUCUAAUAAAAUUCUUCUCAUCAGGUCUUCGUCCAAGGGAUAUCCGGACUGUUGAUCCAUCUUUGUUUCUGACAAACUCAAUGCCCUCUUUGCUGGUUCGUGAGCAUGCCAUUCUGCUAAACUUGGGAUCCUUACGAGCAAUAGCGAUGCAAGAGCAUGUACUUAUCUUUGAUUAUAAUCGGAAAGGAGGAAAAGCUUUUCUAGAUUCAUUGCUGCCUCGACUGAACCCCAGAAAUACGAAUGGAGGGCCAUGCAUGCCAUUCGAGCUUGAGGUCGUUGAAGCCGCAUUGCUUUCGCGAACACAGCGCUUGGAGCAGAGACUUAUGGAUUUAGAACCCCGUGUUCAAGCUCUCCUUGAAAUUUUGCCCAAUCGAUUAACUGCUGACAUAUUGGAGCAACUUCGAAUUAGCAAACAAAUGCUGGUUGAGUUGGGUUCAAGGGCCGGAGCUCUUAGACAAAUGCUUCUUGAUCUUUUGGAGGAUCCACAUGAAAUACGCCGUAUUUGUAUUAUGGGAAGAAACUGUACACUUAAAAAGGGGAAUGAUGAUGUGGAAUGCUCUGUGCCAUUAGAGAAACAGAUUGCUGAUGAAGAAGAGGAAGAAAUUGAGAUGCUUUUGGAAAAUUACCUUCAAAGGUGCGAAUCAUGUCAUGGUCAGGCAGAAAGGCUUCUUGAUUCUGCAAAGGAAAUGGAAGAUUCUAUUGCCGUCAAUUUAAGUUCACGGAGGCUUGAGGUGAGCAGAGUGGAAUUACUUCUCCAAGUUGGGACAUUUUGUGUGGCAGUUGGUGCUCUAGUUGCAGGUAUAUUCGGCAUGAACUUGAAGUCCUAUCUGGAAGAACAUGUGGAUCAUGGCAUGCCUAAAGAAGUAACCAUGGUGGUUGAUAUUGCUAGAAGAUGUUAGUUAGUCAAUUAAAGACGCACUAGAUGCAUGAUGAAAUUUGGCAUAUGACAUAAAACGUUUAGAAAUGCAAGUGAAUGAGACAAGGAACAUCAAUUUCUGGUUAUUGAAGAAAAGCAGCUUCAUAUGACAUACUUCAUGAAUGCGAGGACAUAAAUCUGCAUGUCACCGCACAGGAAUGGAAGGACAUCUUACAAGCAUCAUGGUAUUCUCUCUUUGAGAUCACUAACGGUAUCACUGUGCCUGCCAUAUUAUUUGAGCGGUCGCGAUCAGUAUUAUUGAAGGUUGUAUCAGUAAUUAUAGACAAUGAGAUUAAGUAUAUGGCAAAAAGAACACUUCAAAUACACUUGCUAGUUUCGGAAACAUUGUGGAGAAUAUGAAUAUAAUACAUGCUGGUAAGAGUGACAAUGAGUUGACAAUAAUGAGCAUUACAGUGAUUAAUUUCUAUAGAGGUCUGUACGCUUUACAACUUUUGGAAUAAGUUUGAAUGUAUGAAUUUUGUUUUAAAAUUUA
Carica papaya (papaya) is the source of this 1425-nucleotide messenger RNA. The record is from RefSeq and is a predicted model, not a curated record. NCBI's taxonomy places the organism in Eukaryota, Viridiplantae, Streptophyta, Magnoliopsida, Brassicales, Caricaceae.